Molecule: messenger RNA, 857 nt
Organism: Dothidotthia symphoricarpi CBS 119687
Lineage: Eukaryota; Fungi; Ascomycota; Dothideomycetes; Pleosporales; Dothidotthiaceae
Exons: 1
Coding region: 280-732 (150 amino acids)
Source: RefSeq, a predicted model, not a curated record
GACUUACCCCUGGGCCGCUCUGCGUGCGACGUUGGUGACUGCGGGGUCAUGGCUGCUGUGUUGUGGUGAGGUGAGGAAGACUGAAAGUGUUUUCACGUGCGAAUGCCUGCAGCGUGGAGUGAUGUUGCGGUAAUCCUGAGAGCAGCGGUGGGAAAGAGAAAAGAGUGGGCAAAGACUGGGUAUGCGCUGUAAUUUGAGGGCGUGGUUCCUUCCGUGUGAAGCUACCGAGGAAAGCGCGACUGACGCUGGCAAGUGUUGUUGUCUAGAGGGUAACGUAGAAUGACGGCAUCGUGCAGCAACCCCGCGUUCCUAUUCUGUUCUCUGCUUCUGCUCUCCGACUCUCCAACCACUAACCUGGUCAUGUUGUGUUUGCCGCAUCAAGUGAAUCGCAGAUCGCGCAGGAACGCUAUCGAACAUUGCGCCAGAUGCACACCAUCACGUCCAUCAAUAGGCGCCACAGUGACUUGUGCAUUGCUACGCUACAUAGCUAAUAGUGGAGCUCUCUUGGGCUGCCGUGACAGCAUAGUGGCUGCAUGUGGCCGUGGUGUGAGUGGAGACCAGAGAACGGUCGUUCAGCAGCACACUCGGGCAAGACUCGAUGCAUCUAGCAAGGCCAUGUCACGCUUCUCUCAUAUCACGCGAGUGAGCGGCAGCUUCGAGUCAUCUAACAGCUACCGGCUUGUAGUUCCUACGUCUUCUCAUCCAAUUAGUCGAGGUUCAGUAACAACAUGACGAGUGCAGGUUGGAGCAGUAUUCUUCAGACUUUGCCGUGUGACAUCAAGCUCAACCAAGGUAUCGCAGCAAAUCGCGACGAUUUUAUCUGGCUGAGACUCAGACUACCAGAAGUGGUGGUCCAA